Acanthochromis polyacanthus (spiny chromis) is the source of this 4236-nucleotide messenger RNA. RefSeq names its product sorting nexin 11 (gene snx11). The record is from RefSeq and is a predicted model, not a curated record. The coding region runs from base 213 to 1940 and encodes 575 amino acids. Gene Ontology annotation, molecular function: phosphatidylinositol binding. NCBI's taxonomy places the organism in Eukaryota, Metazoa, Chordata, Actinopteri, Pomacentridae. The transcript has 7 exons. Gene Ontology annotation, biological process: intracellular protein transport.
AUGUAACCACGCUAGGAUGUGACGCUACGACGGGGGCGCUUGUGACUUGCGAAAUGGAGAUAGGAGCUGUCCGUGAAAACAAGCCUCCUUGUUUGAGGAUUUUGUUCUCCGGUGUUUCAGAAAUAUCGACGGGCAGGAAAACGGCGACAGCAGCCGGCCGGACAUCACCGCAGCAGCCCGCACAGACCUUAUGAAAUGCAGCACUCGGUAGGAUGAUCAGACAUCACGAAGAAGAUGAGUUUGUUGCGGUGCGGGUCCAGGAUCCCCGCAUUCAGAACGAAGGCUCCUGGAAUUCAUAUGUAGAUUUUAAGAUAUUCCUGCAUACCAACAGUAAAGCCUUCACAGCUAAGACGUCCUGUGUGCGGCGGCGCUACAGCGAGUUCGUCUGGCUCAGAAAGAAGCUGCAGAAGAAUGCAGGUUUGGUACCAGUCCCAGACCUCCCAGGAAAAUCCCUCUUCUCCUUCAGCAAUGAGGACUUCCUGGAGAGGAGGAGGAAAGGACUCCAGGUCUUCUUGGACAAGGUGGUGCACACGACGGUUUGCCUCUCGGACAGCCAGCUCCACCUCUUCCUGCAGACCCAGCUGCCGGUCGGCCACAUCCAGGACUGCGUUCAGGGACACACUCCCUACUCCGUGACGGACGCCAUCCUCACCUACGCCUCGUCCAAUCGGGGGCUGGCUCAGGCUCAGGAGGACGAUUCCAUCAAGGAGCCCAGUUUGACCGUUUCUUAUGAGUCCAUGGAAAGCCCAGCUCCUCAUCAACCUUCUACGCAAACUAACGAGACCUUCAGCCCUCAGCUUCUGUCCUGUGGAGACUCCGAACCUCUGGAAGGUUUAACGGAGCUCAGUGAGCAGGAGUCGGUGGAAAUACUGCAAAAGAAGAACUCCUCAAUAAGGAUCUCCCAGAAGAGCAACCAUCUGGAGGCCGUCAUCGAGGACUGUCAGCCAUCAGAGGCGGCUUUUUAUCUGGGGGAGAGUCCCAGCUCUGCAGAAGGCACCCAGCACAGGAGCUGCCAGAUCCAGACACCGGUGGAGGUACACUCGCCCAUGGGGUCUGGAUUUGACUGUGGGGUUGAGGAGGAGGUGGAGCAUCCCGACACCCAAGAAAAUAGAAGGAGAGAAAGUGACAAUAAUGAGCCUGAAAAAUGUGCGAACUCUGUAGUGAUUUUAGAUUUAAAGGACAGUAACUCUGAGGAACAAGUUGCAGAAAGCAGCUCUCAGGAGGAGGAAGUUCUGGAGGACCUCUGCUCUGAGAAUCAGAUUUUAGGAAAUCAUGUAAUCUCUGCGGUUAAUGAGGGUCACGCUGCAGAUGUCGACGACAAAACAAAUGAAGAAUCAGGAAACAACGAGGAGAUGCCACUUCAGCCAGAAAGCCAUGACGGCGCCCACAAUGUGAACGAUGUGCCAGAGGUGAUGCGAGAUGGUGACGACAAGCUUCCAGGAAUAAGAGAUAAGCAGGAGCUGGAUUUGAUGGGGACCAAAGACGAGAGCGACGAGGAUUCGCUGCCAUCCUCCAACGAGAGCAUUGUGAAAGUCAGCGAUGAGGAAAGCCUCCACGAGGACACCGAGUACUCUGUCCAGGCCGCUAACGGCUUCAUGAAGGCGUCUCCUGAGGACGUGGCUCACUGGUCAGCCGUGGAGGCCUCCAGCAGGAACAUUUUAGACCUCCAGAUGAACGGAUGUCCUGAAGAAAAAGAGGACAUUCCAGGGCAGGACGACCUGGAUAACCUGCAGUACGUGACCAACAUCGGCAGCCUGAGCAAAUCCCUGGACGUUCACUCGACCGUAACUGACGGAGAUUUGACUGAAAACAGUGAUAUUAGCAUCUUAGAGACCAGCUGUGUGCCUGGAUUAGCGGAUAGUAAGUUUACAGAGCAGGAAGCCCUGUCCUCGCUGUCUCUGGACGCCUCAGAGGAGACUCAGGAGGUGGAGUUGCGUUAGUCUGAUGGAUUCCGCUGCAACAAUGAAUCGUGAGAGUCGUCCUCUGCCAAAGACGCAUUCAAUCACACAGACAAGGUACAGACUGGAGGUCAUGUAAACUCUGCUCGCUGUAUACACAAAGUGGUUUAACAGGUCUGUUAGUGGCAAACUAUAUUUUAAAAGCACCGUAUUUACAUCUUAGCCUCACACUGUCAGUCAUGUUGUUGCUAUUGCAUUUUAAAUAUACAGCUAAUGUUAAACUAUAUUUUAAUUUACACUCAGGUACAUAACAUAAAUAUCGGGCACUGGUUUAUAUCCUCUGACUGACUUGAGUUACCUUUUGUGAACAGCAGAGGGCGCUGACGUUCACAGAAGCUUCAUUUAAGAUAAAAUAAUCCUUUAUUGAUUGGGAAAUUCAAGUGUUGCAGCAGCACAGGGCAAAUACAAGGAUACCAGGGUAGUAGCAUGCAUUGGGUCCAAGAAUUACACAGUUUUAGGACAAACCAAGGGUCACGUAUAAUAAAAGAAAAGGGGAAACAAUAUUUCUCUGAUAUUUCAGUUUUGUGAGCUAAAGAUGAAGUAAAACGAACAUGUUUGGCUCAUUUUUUUUCCUGAGAUUAUUCUAAAAACCAAACACUUGACGGACAAAUUAUGACUGGAAUAUACACUAAAAUUAAAGGGUAAGUUCACAUUUGUUUACAGUCUAUUUUAACACAGGACUCCAUGAACGUUAGGGUUGAAACAAUUAAUCGAUUGGUCAUCUUCUACUAAAUUAAUCUCCAACUAUUUAGAAAUUUAAUUACCUGAUCUGAGUCUUUUUUUUAAGAAAAAAAGUCGAUUCCAGCUUCCUAAAAUUGAAUAUUGUCUGGUUCUUUAUGACAUUAAAUUCAUUUCCCAACUCAAACAACUAAUUGAAUAUUUGAAAAUAUAACAAAUUAGUUGCAGUCCUCCUGAUCAUCAAGCAGUACUUUCCUGAUGUGAUUUUAAAAAAAGAAACUUAGAAAAUGGACAUUCUUCAGUAGACAAAUCAUGUGGGUAUUUUCAGAACUUCUUGUCUGUUUAGUCCCACUUUAACUCCCUUUAAAAAACUCAGUAUUUCUUUGCCGAGCUGCAGUGAAAAGACAGGAAAAAAAAAAAAAGACUCCACUUGAUUUGUCUACGUCAGACAAAAUCACUCUGAAUUGACUAUCGCAGACGGAAGGAACAAUUAAAGCAACCGAAAACCGUUUCACUGUACAUUCGGGUGCAUUUCCUUCAAAACGGACUCCUAAAAAUGAACCCAUCUUUAAAACCACUGGAGACUGUGCACGGCUAUUCCUGUUUUCACGUCCUCACUCAUGUAAAUCAUGAUUAUUUUAGUCAAAAACUGUGUCUGAAUGUUGUUAGAAGUUAAAGAAACAGCCGGUGUAGAGUUGCUGCUCAAUAAUCCUGCUACAAAAGACACGUCUCACUUGUCUGUGCCUGUUUGUGUUGCAGCAUUUAAUGAAUCACAGGUGAAAGUCGCCACUACAGGAUGUAAAGCUUCGACUAGAGAACUAUCACAGAUGGACUUAGAUAUUUAGACCGAAGCCAAGCAGACACAUAGGUGACCUCUUUGCACACACAGCAGCAUUAUAUUUAUGAACAGAUCUGAGAUUUGAACAACAGCAGCGUGACUUGAAGUGGUUAAUUUACUCCGGAACCGCCGUGCAGGAGACACUUGAGGCUUGUGACCUUGAUUCUGAUGUGCACUGUUGUAAUAUGUGCAGUUGUUUUACUGGAUUUCAUUUCUUCAUCUGGCCUCCCUGAUGAGAAAAGGGAUGAAUCACACAGCGCUGCCUCUUUUCUAACCAAGUUCGGUUCAUUAAGACGAGCACUGUUUGUUUACUUUUUUCCCGGAUCUGUGAGCCUUAAGUCCAACUGGUGCAACACAUGUGUAAUAUGGCUGCAAAUGUUUCCACACUACUGCUGUUUGUGCUUCUAAUUACUUUUCAAAAGGGACCCAGAGGUUUUAUUGUGGUGUUUAAAUGUCAGAAUUACACUUUUUUUUGUCUUAGUGUGGCGAUAGUGUCAGACCUACUGCAGCAGGUGGAUUGUAACCUACUGGGUUUUGUUUUCUUUCUACACUGUAAAGGACUGCAGGUGUAUUUUUUUGUUUCUUUGAAAAAGUUUUCUUUUUUAAAAGGAAUGUUUUAAAGCAAAAACCCCCCUUUCAAAUGAGACCUCCCUUUUAAAACAUGGAUCUACAAGGGUAACGCUGACAUCCUGAGUGAUGCAUCCAUGUAAAUAUGCAAAUUGUAACCUUAUUUUAUUUCAAAUAAACAGGUUUUCUUCCGUA